AAUCUCUUUUAUUCCUUUAUAAAUGAAAGUUAAACAUGUUCGAAAGUCUAAAUUGACAUUCCGACAGGUCGGCGACGCACUAAUUACGGUAGAAGCCGUUUAGGCUUUAUUUGCAUUGGGUCGCGUGAGAUUAUCAUUGACACAGUUCGAGACGUGGAUUCCAGUUAGUUGGCAUCCCUACAGGUUCCAGCGCGAGUGGUGUGGCCGAGGAUCGUGGCAAGAGCCCAGCUGCCUAGCUAAUGGACACCCGAGUUUUAGUGGAGAAAUGCCACUGCGGCGUGCGACGAGAUCCACUCCGGCAUCACCUUCUGGUGUGCCAGAGCAGUCUGGGUUUGAUGAGGUUCAGGAGUUGCGUGCUCAGGUGAGCGCGUUAGUCGGGGCUAUGCAGAGAUAAGAGGAACACAUAAAGAAUUUACAGGAUCUAAUGUCGCGACAGACGACAACAGCAACAUCUGGGAGUCAGGAUGUACCUAUACCUGAGGUGUCGGCGACAGUGACCCCUGUUCCACCGACUGUUCCUCCAGUGGUUUCUGGGCCCUCUAAUUUUGAUUUGACCGCAUUAGAGGCUGAGCGCGCGCGAUUUGUAAAGGUACUGAGGGCGUUUAUGCGGUUUAAUCCGCCUAUGUUUGAUAGAAAAGAGGCAGAUCUGUGGAUAGUGGAGACAUGGCUUACAGCGAUGGAAGCAUUAUUUGAGGAUAUCUAUACCCUAGAAAGGGACAAGGUUCCUUUGGCAGCACACUGUUUUGAGAAGGAUGCGCAGAUUUGGUGGCAAAAUGCUAAGAAGAAUCGUGCUCCAAACCUAUCACCGAUUACCUGGGAUGAAUUCCGGGAGCUACUGUUUAUGGAAUAUUUCCCUGAUAGUGGUAAAAGAAAAAUGAAAGAAGAUUUUCGCAAGUUAAGACAAGGGAACCGUUCAGUGCGGGAAUACGAACGAGAGUUUACACAUUUGGUGAAUUGUGUACCCGAUAUGAUUCACAGUGAUCGAGAUCGAGCAGAGUGCUUUGAGCGGGGGUUGCGACCUGACAUAUUCAAGGUAAUCAAUGCUUUGAAGUUAAAAACUUUUGAGGAAGUCCUCGAUCGAGCUCUUUGGGUUGAGCGCGGGAAUGCGAUUGCUCGUGAUGAACGCAAAUCGUUUGAAAGAGAACGAGAAAAGGAAAAAGGAAAGAAGAGGACCACUAGUGGUGCCGGCGGACAGUCGAGCUCUAAACGGCCCCCUCGGUAUCCACGUUCUCAGUCGAGGUAUCAGGGACCCCUGAGAUGUGUGAUUUGUGGCGGGAGUCAUCGACUGACAGCCUGUACGCAGCGUGGGGGAAGAUGUUACCGGUGUGGACAGCCAGGACACCUGAGUCGGGAGUGCUCGACUGGACCAUCGUCUACCCAGUCCGCAGCUUCAGUUCAGUCACCUUUCAGACAGCGUGCGGGUCUCCCACCUGCUAUGUUAGCUGGACGUUCUUUUGUGCCGCGCCAGUAUGAGACACCUCGACCUGCACCGAGUAGCCGUGUGGACACACCUCGACCUGCACCGAGUGGUCGUGUAUUUGCAGCCCAGGCAGAGGAGCCGGCCGUCGUUGAUGACGUCGUGGCAGGUAUAGUUUUAAUUUAUGGCACUAGAUCUCGUGCAUUAUUUGAUACAGGUGCAUCACAUUCAUUCAUCAGUAGCUCAUUUGCUAAGAUGCAUGAUAUUGAGAUUUCGGAUAGUGCGGAUGCCUGGUGGGUGUAUGCCCCUGAGCACACAUUUAGUGUCCACGAGGUGUGUGCGGCGUGUCCAGUACAGAUUGAUGAUUGGAUUAUGCCUGCAGAUUUGUUAGUGCUAAACCGUAUGAAAGGCUUUGAUGUGAUCCUUCGGAUGGAUUGGCUUACAAAGUGCUAUGCCACGAUUGAUUGUAAAAGUAAAGUAAUUACUUUUCAGGAACCCGGGCAAAAAGAAAUUGUGUAUCGGGCGUGCAAGAGUUCGCUCUUUGCGUUAACAGUAUCGACGUCGAGAGCGAGAAAGUUGAUUAGUAGUGGAUGUGCGGCUUAUUUGGCAACAGUUGUGGAGACUCAGAAGGAACUUCCAGUACUUGGAGAUAUUCUAGUAGUUCGAGAGUUUCCUGACGUGUUUUCUGCGGAGUUACCGGGAUUGCCACCGGAUCGGAAAAUUGAGUUCGUUAUUGACUUGGUUCCCGAGACGGCGCCAAUUUCGAAGGCUCUGUACAGAAUGGCACCAGCUGAGUUGAGGGAGCUAAAAGCUCAGUUGCAGGAUUUAAUGGAUAAAGGCUUUGUGAAGCCUAGUGUAUCACCGUGGGGAGCUCCAGUUCUGUUUGUAAAGAAGAAAGACGGAACGCUUCGGCUUUGCGUUGACUAUCGCGAGCUGAACAAAGUCACAAUUAAGAAUAAAUAUCCGUUGCCGCGAAUUGAUGACUUAUUUGAUCAGUUGCAAGGGUCACGGGUAUACUCGAAGAUUGAUCUCCAAUCAGGUUACCACCAAUUGAAGAUCAAACCAGAGAAUGUGCACAAGACAGCGUUUCGCACUCGUCAUGGUCACUACGAGUUCACAGUGAUGCCGUUUGGGCUGACCAAUGCCCCUGCAGCAUUCAUGGAUCUAAUGAACAUGAUCUUUAAGCUGCUGUUGGAUCAGUGUGUCGUAGUAUUUAUUGACGACAUCUUGAUCUUUUCCCAAAGUAAUGAGGAGUACGAGGAACACUUAAGAAUGGUGAUGCAAAUACUGCGGGAGAAACAGUUGUAUGCUAAAUUGAAGAAAUGUGAUUUUUGGCUGCGGGAGGUUGCGUUUUUGGGGCAUGUGAUUUCUGAGGGUGGUGUAGCUGUUGACCCAAAGAAAGUAGAGGCGAUUAAAGAUUGGCCUCGCCCGACGACGGUUGCUGAGAUCCGCAGUUUUCUUGGACUUGCGGGAUAUUAUCGGCGGUUCGUGGAGGGGUUUGCAAAGAUUACUACUCCACUAACGCGCCUUACACACAAAGGAGCUAAGUAUAUUUGGAGCGAAGAAUGUGAUCGUAGUUUUCAGGAGUUGAAAGAAAGGUUGACUUUGACUCCUAUUCUUGCCUUGCCGAGUUCGGGGGAGAGUUUUGUGGUUUAUAGUGAUGCUUCCUACAGUGGACUUGGGUGUGUACUUAUGUAGGGUGGUCGAGUUAUCGCUUAUGCGUCUCGCCAGUUGAAGAAUUAUGAAAAGAAUUAUCCUAUUCACGAUUUAGAGUUGGCGGUGGUGAUCUUUGCAUUGAAGUUGUGGAGACACUAUCUUUAUGACGAGCAUUGUGAAAUCUAUACAGAUCACAAAAGCCUGAAGUAUUUAUUCACCCAAAAAGAGCUAAAUAUGCGACAACGCCGGUGGUUAGAAUUGUUGAAGGAUUAUGAUGUUAAUAUUCUAUACCACCCAGGAAAAGCGAAUGUGGUUGCAGAUGCACUGAGUAGGAAGUCAGUUGAGAACUUGGCUAUGGAGAUCACGCUCUAACCGUCGUUGCAGAAUGAAAUGCGGCGGUUUGAUCUUGAGGUAGUAGCUCGAGAUGUACCAGCUAUUCUUGCCGCUCUUGUUGUUCAACCGACCUUAUUGGAACAGAUUAAAGAACGUCAAUCUUCAGAUCCGUAUCUCCAAAAGGUACGGUGUGAAGUUAAGAGCGGACGUGGUGAUGAUUUUGCAGUAGGGUCAGAUGGAGCACUUCGGUUUCGCAACCGGUUAUGCAUGCCUAAAGACGAGGAGAUUCAGAAAGCUAUAUUACAGGAAGCUCAUCAGUCACCUUAUAGUGUACAUCCAGGUGGCACUAAGAUGUACAAAGAUCUUAAAGUGCAUUAUUGGUGGCCUGGGAUGAAGAAGGAUAUUGGACAGUUUGUGGCGCAGUGCCUGACAUGCCAACAAGUGAAAGCUGAGCGUCGAUUUCCUGCAGGAAAGUUGCAGAGCUUACCUAUUCCUGUCUGGAAGUGGGAGAACAUUGCGAUGGAUUUCAUUGUUGGAUUAUCUUGCUCACAGACUGGACAUGACACUAUUUGGGUGAUUGUUGAUCGACUUACGAAAUCGGCGCAUUUCUUGCCGAUUCAUGCUACUUGGUCAGGGGACAAGUUAGCACAGGUGUACCUCGACGAGAUUGUGAGAUUACACGGAGUCCCGACGUCGAUUGUAUCAGAUCGAGACCCGCGGUUUACAUCUCACUUUUGGAGGAGUUUGCAGGAUGCACUGGGCACACGGUUUGAUUUUAGUAUAGCUUUUCAUCCUCAGACCGAUUGACAGUCUGAGAGGAUGAUUCAGAUUUUGGAGGAUAUGCUACGAGCGUGUGUACUUGACUUCAGGGGUAGUUGGCAUGAUUUCUUAGCGAUGGCUCAGUUCGCUUAUAAUAACAGUUAUCAAGAAAGUAUCGCUAUGGCACCGUUUGAAGCCCUUUACGGGAGGAAAUGUUGAUCCCCUAUUCAUUGGAGUGAAAUAGGAGAAAGAAUUGUUCUUGGUCCUGAUGUGCUCCAGGAAGCGGAGGAAAAGGUACGCCUAGUCCGCCAGAGAUUGUUGACGGCCCAGUCACGGCAACAUAAGCACCGAAAGAACUUGGAGUUUGCGGUUGGCGAUCGAGUAUUCUUGAAGGUGUCGCCUAUGCGCGGGAUAAAGAGAUUUGGUGUUUGAGGAAAGCUUAGUCCUCGAUAUAUUGGACCCUACGAGAUUUUGGAGCGGGUUGGAGCGGUAACUUAUAAAUUGGCUCUACUGCUGAAAUUCGAGGGAAUAAACAAUGUAUUUCACAUUUCGAACCUUCGCAAAUAUGUGCAUCAUCCUGGACAUGUUCUGGAAUUCGAACCAGUAGAUUUGCAAGAGAAUAUGACUUAUGAAGAAUAUCCAGUAUGCAUCCUUGAUCGAGAAGUGCGAGAAUUGCGAAAUCGCACUAUUCCCUACGUGAAGGUGCAAUGGAGCAAUCACUUGAGACGAGAGGCCACUUGGAGUUGGAAGAAGCUAUGCGCGAAUCCUAUCCCCAUCUAUUUGAUCAGGAGGAUUACGGAAUAGAGUAGUGAGGAAAAGCUUGUGGAGCUGAGUUCUUCUUGCUGUUGGAGCUAAGAAGAAACCUGUAGAGCUGAAAAGGAGGUUGAUGAAGCCGAAGGACACUUUUGUGAAGCUUCAAGUUCAGACUUGGGUUUUGGGUAGUUGAUGCUGCCGAGUUGAAGAACUUAGCUGAACAAGCAUCAAAUUCGGUGGCUGUGAGAGAAAGGCUUGGUGGAAUUGAGGGUCCUUGUUGUUCCAAGCUGAGAAGAAUUGGAAUGAGCUACGAAUUAGGAAUUUCCUACUAGUUGGAGCUGCCGAAUUGGAAAAUUCAGCUAAGGAAAUCUGAGAUUUGAAGUAUGUAACUUCAAUUUCAACCAAGGGUAGUUAUAGCUGCAUAAAGGUUAAUUCUAAAGCAUGAAAAUUGAUGUUAAUAAGUGGAGAGAUCAGAGUGGUGGCUGUUGCCCUGCUGCAGAUCUAGGCACCCGAAUUUGAGAGAGGACUUGAGGAGUUGCAGCUUGGUAGAGUCCUGGGCGCCCACUUUGGGAAGGAGACUUUGUGGAGCUUCGAAAUUAGGUCGGCGACACACUAAUUACGGUAGAAGCCGUUUAGGCUUUAUUUGCGUUGGGUCGCGUGAGAUCAUCAUUGACACAGUUCGAGACGUGGAUUCCAGUUAGUUGGCAUCCCUACAGGUUCCAGCGCGAGCGGUGUGGCCGAGGAUCGUGGCAAGAGCCCAGCAGCCUAGUUAGUGGACACCUGAGUUCUAGUGGUAUACCAUUUUGGGUUCAUGUGAUACAUUUUGAUAUACAAAGACUUGUAAAUGAAUAUAUAAAAGAGCAUGUAACUAACUAAAUGUUUCAGUUGUUCAGUUAUGUAUAGUUCAGUUUUCAAGUUUUAAAAUUACAGUGAGUUUUAUGUAUAGCUAGCUUAUUAUCACUUGUGGUUGCUGCUUACCCUCGUGUAAGCCCUGUGUAAUAAAAUG
This is a messenger RNA of Ananas comosus (pineapple), 5924 nucleotides long. RefSeq lists its product as uncharacterized. Gene Ontology annotation, biological process: proteolysis. NCBI's taxonomy places the organism in Eukaryota, Viridiplantae, Streptophyta, Magnoliopsida, Poales, Bromeliaceae. Bases 425 to 3115 code for a protein of 896 amino acids. The transcript has 9 exons. Gene Ontology annotation, molecular function: aspartic-type endopeptidase activity; zinc ion binding; nucleic acid binding. The record is from RefSeq and is a predicted model, not a curated record.